GGCUGGUCUCGCUCAGCGCAGCCUUCGCCCGGGCAGCGCAGGCGGGCAGGGCGGAUGGACGGGCAGGAGCCCCUCGGCGGGGCAGCAGCCGGGCGCCUGCAGUCCAGGAGGAUGGAGGCCUCGUGCUUGGAAUUAGCUCUGGAAGGAGAGCGGGCGUGCAAGGCAGGGGAUUUCCCUUCCGGAGCUGCCUUCUUCGAACACGCAGUCAAAGUGGGGACGGAGGAUCUGAAGACCCUCAGCGCCAUAUACAGCCAACUGGGCAACGCCUACUUCUACCUGAAGGACUAUGCCAAAGCUUUGGAGUACCAUAAGCACGAUCUCACGCUGGCCAGAACCAUCGGGGAUCGGAUCGGAGAGGGCAAAGCCAGCGGCAAUCUUGGCAACACGCUGAAAAUCCUGGGCCAGUUCGACGAAGCCUUGGUUUGCUGCCAGAGACAUCUGGACAUCUCGCAGGAACAAGGAGACAAGGUGGGGGAGGCCCGAGCACUGUAUAACAUUGGCAAUGUCUACCAUGCCAAAGGCAAGGAAGCAUUGUGGACCCUACCCCAGGAGGAGCCAGGCCAGUUGCCCCAGGAGAUUCAGGAGGCUCUGCAAAAGGCAUCCGAAUUUUACAAGAGGAACCUUUCCCUCGUGAAGGAGUUGGCCGACAGAGCUGCACAGGGCCGGGCCUACGGAAACCUCGGCAAUGCCCACUACCUGCUGGGCAACUUCAGCAAAGCAAUUAUUUUCCAUAAGCAGCGGCUGAACAUCGCGAAGGAAUUUGGAGACAGAGCCGCUGAGAGGAGAGCGUACAGCAACUUGGCCAACGCUCACAUCUUCUUGGGGAGCUUCGAUAUUGCUGCGGAGUAUUACAAGAAAACCCUCCACCUCUCCAGGCAACUGAAGGACCAAACAGUGGAAGCUCAGACAUGCUACAGUCUUGGAAACACGUACACUCUUCUUGAAGACUACGAGAAGGCUGUGGAAUAUCACCUGAAACACCUGGCCAUUGCCCAGGAACUUGGUGACAGAGUGGGAGAAGGAAGAGCGUGCUGGAGUUUGGAGAAUGCUUACGUUUCACUUGGGAAGUAUGAACAAGCCUUACACUUUGCAGAAAAACAUCUCGAACUCUCCCAAGAGGAAGCCUGGGUGAAAACAGGAAAAUCCUCUGGAAGAUCAUCUAGCCACAUUUGACCCCAACUGACAAUAAGAAACUGCUUGAUGUACAAGCAGGAUUUUG
Messenger RNA from Thamnophis elegans (Western terrestrial garter snake), 1219 nucleotides. It is a transcript of the gene GPSM1, whose product is annotated as G protein signaling modulator 1. Bases 55 to 1173 code for a protein of 372 amino acids. Lineage: Eukaryota; Metazoa; Chordata; Lepidosauria; Squamata; Natricidae. Gene Ontology annotation, molecular function: protein binding. The transcript has 9 exons. The record is from RefSeq and is a predicted model, not a curated record.